Molecule: messenger RNA, 1470 nt
Organism: Folsomia candida
Lineage: Eukaryota; Metazoa; Arthropoda; Collembola; Entomobryomorpha; Isotomidae
Product: juvenile hormone acid O-methyltransferase
Exons: 5
Coding region: 453-1295 (280 amino acids)
Molecular function (GO): S-adenosylmethionine-dependent methyltransferase activity
Source: RefSeq, a predicted model, not a curated record
GUAACCGUUGCUAUGGUUUGUAAUAUUUACUGUGUUUGUGCGUGGUUUUCUACAUAGAUACAAUUAUCGUAUUCAAUAUAUAUUUAUUCAAUUAAGAAAACAAAUCUAAGAUUCAUGGAGUAAAUCGCAGACGAAUUUUAGAUCCGAAUUAAUUCUAAAUUUUUGAAGAUGUUAAACUCUGUUUCAUUUCUGGUGAUAUCAGCGGGAACGUCAUGUGCCCAUUUACUUAACAUGGGCACGUGACUUUCCCGUCGAUAUCACCAGAAAUGAAACAGAGUUUAUUAGUCCAUUUAAAAAUAUUUUUUUUGCUAAUGAACGGAACCCUGCAUUGAACAAGGGCAGUUCAAUGCCACGGGGCACGUAUAAAAGUGGCCGAGUUUUUGUCCAGUGUGUCUCCAUUUCCCGAGAGAGUUGAACAAACAAGCAACUACUUUCCACCGCACACUUUCAAAAUGUGGGACCCUGACAUGUACGUUAAGGCCAUCGUGAACCUUCCAGAAUGUCUGGAUGCGCUGACCGACCGACUUGACGCGAUUCCCUGGAGAGAGGGGGAGGUCGUUCUGGAUUACGGGUGUGGCACAGGGCGUGCCACGGUCCCGUUCCUCCUCCCGAAAACGGUUGCUACAAAUUCCCGGCUUUUCGGCGUGGACAAAUCCUCCGCCAUGAUAACCACAGCGAACGAGGGGAACAAAAGUGACCACGCGUCGUACGCGGUAGGAAAUAUUUUAGAGGAUGGUGGCUUUCCCCACGAGGGGGUCAUAUUCGACAAGAUCUUCUCCUUUUACUGUUUACAUUGGUGCAAGGAGUACAAAAAAAUUCUGGCCAAGUUUUACUCCAUCCUCAAACCGGGCGGGUAUAUUUGCCUCCUUUACGUAAUUGAAUGUCCACAUUUCUUACUUCUCCAGCAAAUUGGCAAACUCCCAAAGUGGGCGGGAUAUAUGAAGGAAAUACGAGAUCAUUUCCCAGACUGGAUUGAACAUUCGCAAGAUGCACGGACAGAAUUGGAAAAAUCCUGUAAAGAAAUCGGAUACGAAAAAUUGGAGAGUCUUGUUCACAAGAGCAACGUGAAACUAACCUUGGACGCUUUCACGGACCUCGUCAUGUCGCUGAACCCGUAUUUGAGCGAGAUUCCUUCAGCCUUGUAUCCCGAACUGAAGGCAGAUUACGCCAAGUUGAUCCUUGACAAGGGAGACGUCGUGCAGGAUGGAUGUCAAGAAUUACAGUUUAAGCACGACAUGCUAUUUGCAAUAUUUCGAAAACCAGGAAAUGAAAAUAAUGGUUUUGUAAGAAAUUAAACCAAUUUUUAUAGUUUUUGCAUGUACAUACCAUUUUAAGCAUGCAUCAUAUCUAAAAUGUUAUAUAUUUUCAAGCAUGAAAAAUAAAAGGUAUCUAAAUUUUCAAAAAUAAUUAAACGAAUAAAAUGUUUUCAAUAUUAAAAACACAACUCGGUGAAUAAACAGUUCCAAUUAA